Messenger RNA from Pelagomonas calceolata, 835 nucleotides. The record is from the annotation of a GenBank genome assembly. Lineage: Eukaryota; Pelagophyceae; Pelagomonadales; Pelagomonadaceae.
CUGCGACUUUACAAAGUGGUGCUAGCGGCCUGUAAGACACUAGCAAGCAGGGUUUUCGUGCCACUGGACGCCAGGGCUGCUUUUUGGCUCCUCCAACGGCUCGGCUGCUCCAAACGACUCACCGCUAACUCCCGCUGCUCCGUAUUGCAUCGCUGCGGCCGGAGAGGCUGCCCCAGCAUGCGAAACACCAUCGUAGCCUGCGCGCUGGCUACAGCCUCGGCCGCGGUCCCCGCCUUCCCGCUGCAAUUUGUCGCGACCGUCGAGACGACGGCUCAUCUAGUAGACAAGUCGAAGCCGUACCCGCCGUGGAAAAAACGCAUCAAGCUCGCCUACGACUACCUUAACAAGCGGGCGCGCGCGGAUGUCUUGGAGGGCCUGGAUGCCGGCAAGAACUUCACGCGGCGCUACGACACGAAACAGGACUACGUCACGACGGGCGGCACGUUUCCUUCAUGUCAGCGGAGCUAUCUAGGCGAACGCAUGCCACUUCCGAAAAUACCGGAGGACGCCGCCAAGCAGAGCUCCGGUGCGCUCAUCGACGACGAGCCCCACGACGAGUACCGCGUCGAAGUUCCAGAAUUGGACCGCGUCCGCGUGUGGGUCUCCGCGGCGACGGGCCGCCCCCGGCGUUUAACCAAUGAAAACUGGGUCGACGGGCGCUGGGUGGCGCUCAUGACCUACGACCUCUUGGAUUUUGAAGAGGUCGCGCCUUCGGAAGACGCGGUCGCCUUGGAUGCGCCGUGGACCCACGAUACGUGCGACCGCCACGUCGGCGGCUGGCCGUACCUGCACCUCUUCCACCACUACCUCGCGGUCUAACGUUUGUGUUUUAUUG